Manis pentadactyla (Chinese pangolin) is the source of this 1699-nucleotide messenger RNA. RefSeq names its product transducin beta like 2 (gene TBL2). Gene Ontology annotation, biological process: endoplasmic reticulum unfolded protein response. The record is from RefSeq and is a predicted model, not a curated record. Gene Ontology annotation, cellular component: endoplasmic reticulum. NCBI's taxonomy places the organism in Eukaryota, Metazoa, Chordata, Mammalia, Pholidota, Manidae. Gene Ontology annotation, molecular function: protein binding. Bases 208 to 1548 code for a protein of 446 amino acids. The transcript is spliced from 7 exons.
CCCAACCCUUUCCGACAAGCCAGCCUAAGGGCCAGGCCAGGCCCCGCCCCUCGAGAGGCUCCAGCGGUCGGGCUCCGCCCCACGGGGCGCUCCAAUAACCCUCGGGUCGUCCAACGGCCGGGUCCAACCCCGCGUGCGUGCGCGGCCCCGCGGAGACGUGCAGGCGCCCGCGUCGUCCGAGGCUGAGGUGGCAGCGGCCCUGCGAAUAUGGAGCUACCGCAGAUGCCGGAGUUGAUGGGGCUGUCGCUCUUGCUCGGGCUGCUGGCGCUGAUGGCGACGGCGGCGGUAGCGCGGGGGUGGCUGCGCGCGGAGGAGGAGACGUGCGGCCGGUCCGCCGGCCAAAAAGCAAAUGGAUUUCCACUUGACAAGUCCUUGAAAUCCAAGAAGCAGAAACAGAAUCAGCGGAUUCGCAAGGAGAAGCCUCAGAAACACAACUUCACUCACCGCCUCCUGGCAGCAGCACUGAAGAGCCACAGUGGGAACAUAUCUUGCAUGGACUUUAGCAGCAAUGGCAAGUACCUAGCUACCUGUGCAGAUGAUCGCACUGUCCGCAUCUGGAGCACCAAGGAUUUCCUGCAGCGGGAGCACCGCAGCAUGAGAGCCAAUGUGGAGUUGGACCAUGCCACCCUGGUGCGCUUCAGCCCUGACUGCAGAGCCUUCAUCGUCUGGCUGGCCAAUGGAGACACCCUCCGGGUCUUCAAGAUGGCCAAGAAAGAGGAUGGGGGCUAUACCUUUACGGCCACCCCAAAGGAUUUUCCUAAAAAGCACAAGGCACCCAUCAUCAACAUUGGCAUUGCCGACACAGGGAAGUUCAUCAUGACCGCUUCCAGUGACACAACUAUCCUCAUCUGGAAUCUGAAAGGUCAGGUGCUGUCUACCAUCAACACCAACCAGAUGAACAAUACACAUGCUGCUAUAUCCCCUUGUAGCAGGUUUGUGGCCUCGUGUGGUUUCACCCCAGAUGUAAAAGUUUGGGAAGUCUGCUUUGGGAAAAAAGGGGAUUUCCAGGAAGUUGUGCGAGCCUUUGAACUGAAGGGCCACUCGGCAGCUGUCCACUUCUUUGCUUUCUCCAGUGACUCACGGAGGAUGGCUUCUGUCUCCAAGGAUGGUACAUGGAAACUGUGGGACACCGAUGUGGAAUACAAGCAGCAGCAGGACCCCUACUUGCUGAGGACAGGCUGCUUUCAAGGGGCGAGCACCAUGCCAUGCCGCCUGGCACUCUCCCCUGAUGCCCAGGUGUUGGCCUUGGCCAGUGGCAGCAGUAUUCAUCUCUACAAUACCCGGCGGGGUGAGGAGGAGGAGUGCUUCGAGCAGGUCCAUGGGGAGUGUAUCACUGACUUGUCCUUUGACAUUACGGGCCGGCUUCUGGCCUCGUGUGGGGACCGGGCAGUGCGACUUUUCCACAACACCCCUGGCCACCGGGCAGUCGUGGAGGAAAUGCAGGGCCUCCUGAAGCGGGCCUCCAAUGACAGCACCCGCCAGAGGCUGCAGCAGCAGCUGAGCCAAGCACGGGAGGCCCUGAAGAGCCUGGGUGCCCUGAAGAAAUGACUCUGGGAGGGUGUGGCUGGAAGGAGCUGGCCUGCUCCACCUUCCUUCCCAGGUGUUCCCCGCAGGAACCAUUUUGGAAAGGCUAUCCUCAUGUUCUUAAUGGUGGCCCAUCUCUCCCUUUCCCCAUUGAAAUUAUUCUUGCCUACUUAGA